AUGUCCUAUCAGGGGCUGUCCAUGGUUGAUGGGAUAUCGGCGCAAGUUGGAGGCCUGUGCUGGGAUGUCGCACUACUCUGUAUGCUGCGGCCGCUGCAUCGAAUGCUGCUUUUCUUCCUCUUCCUCUUCUGCUUCCUCCCUCCUUACUGUACUGUGCUGGACUCAAAGCACAACCCUGGCCGUCUCAGUCCCUUUACUGCUCUUCUCUUACUCGCACACCCUCCUUUAUUUCGUUCUUUAAUUCCCAUGUCACCCUCCCACGCCAUCUCGGUUCUGACGGCACGACCCUCCAGCUUCCCCUCCAUUCCCAAGAUUCCUUCUUUCCAGCGGACUAAUACUGGUAGUGCGUAUCCGCUGAAAAGAAAAGGAAGAGGCCAAAAAGUACCAACGACAUUCUUCUCGCCCGCUAGCCCCACGCCAUUUGCUGCCAUGUGGCCUCGUCAAGAUAUGGUUGAUUAUGCUUACAAGUAUGCGAACAAGCCCCCCAUGUCAGUCCAGCCGUUGAGCUGA
Messenger RNA from Trichoderma virens Gv29-8, 510 nucleotides. RefSeq lists its product as uncharacterized. The coding region runs from base 1 to 510 and encodes 169 amino acids. The transcript has 5 exons. The record is from RefSeq and is a predicted model, not a curated record. Lineage: Eukaryota; Fungi; Ascomycota; Sordariomycetes; Hypocreales; Hypocreaceae.